Messenger RNA from Moesziomyces aphidis, 981 nucleotides. The record is from the annotation of a GenBank genome assembly. Lineage: Eukaryota; Fungi; Basidiomycota; Ustilaginomycetes; Ustilaginales; Ustilaginaceae.
AUGAGCAUGCCAGCCACCACAGCGCCGCAAUCGACCUGCUGGACACUGGAAAGCAAGCUAGGCAUCACCGUUCGAGUCUCGCUCUCGUCCACCUUGAACCCUGAUGAAUGCACAAACGAGCCAGAGCCAGACGCGUUUGGCCAUCACUUCAUCCUCACUGGCGCUGCCACUUCUGCGAGCCAUCCUCGCUUUGAGCUGGGCCAUGACCACCUGUCUGCCAUCGCCCGUACCAUGCUCGAACAGAUCAAGUCGCUUCGUCAUGGAUGGCUCGACAUUGCAGAUCUGUCCACAAGCUCUCACACGAAGCUCGAACAGGCGGCCUUGACACUGAGACUCGUCCCAAGCACCACGUCCGAGCACACCUCCUACUGCCAGCAAACGCUCGUGCGCCUCGACUGGUCUGACUCGAGAUCCAACCCACCAUGGCCUCUUUCCCUCUUACUACAACAGACGCCGCUCUCGACCCACUUGCGAGAUCUCAUCCAUCGUGCUGCCUCGCGCACCAUAGUCGAGACGCUUCUCGCAUCCUCCGCCUCCGCGAGCCUCUUUCACCGCUGGUGGCGACAGCGCCGUGUCCAAGUAGACCCGCCCAUCGCCUCAAUCGCCCUAUCGCUCUCGGCAUUGGCACACAAUGCCGCAGAUCCAGCCAAGCUCGCCCCAGUCCACAACCGAUUGGAGACGACGCACGCUUCACCUUCUACAGCGCGUUUGCAAGCGCUUCUCACUCAACUCGACCACGCUGUCUUUCCCGCAGACGAAUCGCCGUCAGCUUACAAGUGCAUGCCUCACCAACGCCGCGCCAACCCAACGCCCGAGCUCGACAUCGCUGACCUGCCCCAGAGCGAUGCUGAGGUGGACUGGCUACCAGUAGAAACCCAGCAAUCCACUCUCGCCCCGCACCCCUUGGCCGCUGAUCAGCACACCGAUUUGGGUCUCGACAUCGUCGUCCUGCCCGAUGAGCCAGAUAUCCUCGAGUUCUGA